GCCGUUGACGAUUCCGUCCUCCCACUUCAAACCGUCGAGACUGCCUGUCGGAGCAGCAAUGGCUUGAAUAAUAUCAUCACUCUUCUUUUUUUCUUGGCUUCCUGUCUUCUCUGCGUUGGUCUCGUCCAGCAUAGCCUUGCAUUCCAUCCGCAUCCAUUUCUUUUUUUUAUCGUUGCUUUUCCCGCCCGAGAGAGACCAAGGCAUUCCUUGUCAUUGGGUCGCCUCAGCUCCCCGGCAAUCGCUUGCUCUGGCAACCAUGGCGGGCCCACAUAAUAUCAUAAAUGCAGAUGCUACCGACCGCAGGGAGCGACCCAAGUCGGUCCUCAAGUCCUUCAUCCACCGCCGCAACAACUCGGGCGGCACGGGUCUGGCCUCUUCCAUCGCGACAGAGCACCAACAGUCCCAGGAAGGACCACGGGCCUUCAACGACGCCCUCUCGCUGCCCUUCUCGCCGGCGAGCCCAGUCGAGAUGGGAAUCCCGGGCUUCCAGCGCCCUCUGGGCGAGCUCCAUCACAACCAGCAGCAGCAGCAGGACCAGCCUCCCCGAUCGCCCCAGAAGAGCUUUGUCAACAUCUCGCUCAAGUCCCUCGCCUCCAAACAGUCCUCCCCGACGAAGCCCAAGAAGACCAAGUCGUCCAACAACCUGACCACGCUCCUCAGCCGCCCCAAGUCGUCCCACAACCUCAAUAGCCUGCAGGGGGAGGGCGGCAAGCUCCUCAAAGACAAGGAGAACCGCACCCCGGAGGGCACCGUUGCCAACGGGCCCGCACAACCUCCCCCGAUAUACGCCCAGUUCUGCUCUAGUGGCUCUGGGGAACAGCUGUCCGGCCCUCAAGGCCCCAGAGACGUCUUCAUCAACAGUGCCGGGGACUACGUGUCGACCUCGUCCACCAGCCUGGGCGAGUCCAUCGACGCCAAGCCGCCUCUGAAGCAGAGGCCAAAAUCCUUCCAGCCUUAUGGCAAGCCCAGCAAGACAGAUCUGGCCCAGCAGGCACAGGCCAAGCUUGCGCAAACCGGAGUGGUCGGCGGCCCCCGGGACCCUCCACCCGGGGCCGCAUUGCGGUCCCAGAAAUCUCAGACGUGGAACAAGAAGGAGAAGACGACGCGCGGAAAGGUCAUGAACGCCUUCUCGGGGCUUGCCUCUAGGACAGCCAGGGGCCCGGCGUCAGGUGCCCUGAGCCCUGAGCCGACAAUGGAUCCGAAGGACAUCGACACCCACCUCGAGGCCAUGCUGGACAGGCGCAACAUCCCCGAGAACCAGAGGUACAAGAUGCGCAACCUGAACGCUACCAUCAAGAUGGAGUUUGUCCGCCAGGACUGGGCCGAAACCCAGGCCAAGGCCGAACAACAAGGGCAGCAACAGCAGCGGCAGAGCUCCGAAAGGGACACAGACGCCAUUCAGAAGCCUGGCGCCGGCUCCACCAAAGACAAAUCGAGCAAGACCAAAAGCGGCCGUGGCAUGAGCUUCACGCUAUCCAAGGGGAACAAGGCAUCGUCAUCGCCGACCAAGAAGAAGACAGAGGGCACGCUUGGGCGGCACUUCCGGUCCAAGUCGAGCGAGAGCGUCGUUAGCGACACCAGGCCUUCGUCUGGCGGGUCGGGCUCGACGGGCGGCGGCUUCUUCUCCAAGACCAAGUCACAGCCGACCCCGGCAGACUUCGUGUCAUAUAUGCGCAAGGUGCAGAAGCCUGAGCAGGUCGAGGUGGGCAAGCUGCACAAGUUGCGGCUGAUCCUUCGCAACGAGACGGUUGCGUGGAUCGAGGACUUCAUCCGUCAGGGGGGCAUGGCCGAGGUUGUCGGCCUGCUCAGCCGCAUCAUGGAGGUCGAGUGGAGGGAGGAGCACGAGGAUGCGCUGCUGCACGAGAACCUCUUGUGCCUCAAGGCGCUCUGCACCACGGCGCUGGCGAUGCAGUACCUGCACACGAUCCAAGGGACCUUGUUCCCGGCGUUGCUGGGCAUGAUAUUCGACCCGGAGAAGAAGGGACCGAGCGAGUUCACUACGCGCAACAUUAUUACAUCGAUACUCUUUUCCUACAUCGAGAGCGCGCCGUGGCAGGAGCGGGUCUCUCGCGCAGCCACUGUGCUGUCGUACCUGCGGGACCAGGAAGGCAAGGAGGAAGAGAGGCCCGUCAGCUUCGUGCUGGACAUGCGCAAGGAGCGGCCAUACCGGAUCUGGUGCAAGGAAGCAGUCAGCGUGACUAAGGAGGUAUUCUGGAUCUUCCUGCACCAGCUCAACGUGGUAUCGCUACCCGCCGGCAAGAGCACCAAGGGCGGCCAGCCGCUCGAUGGCAUCGUGUCGUCCAUGUCAGUCGCAGCAUCGGCACCAGCAUCGACGAAACCGUCCAUGAUAUCAGAUAUGCCGCCUCCCUCCACGACACAAGACCCCCAGGUGGCCUACAUGAUGCGCCAUUUCCCGCAGGAGAGGCCGCCCGUGCCUGCGGCCCCCUACGUGGGCGGGGUGGAAUGGGACGCGACCAACUACCUGGCGUCGCACUUAGAGCUUAUGAACGCCAUUCUGGCAUGCACUCCAGGGCGCAUGUGCCGCAACGAGCUGCGCGAGCAGCUCAAGGUAUCGGGCUGGGAGCGCUGCCUGGGCGGCAGCCUCAGGCUAUGCAAGGAGAAGUUCUACGGCGCCGUGCACGACGGCCUGCGUACGUGGGUCGCAGCCGCCCACGACGACGGCUGGGGCGUCCGAGACGUCCGCUACGGGCCCCCUCCACCCGAGCAGCCCCGGAGUCCGCCCAAGUCCAGGGGUCUCACGCCUGAUGCCCGAAAGAAGCUCGAGGAGCCCGCCCCCAAGCUGGACAUGCCAAAGCUGGACCUGGGGCUUCCCGGAGCUCCUGGCGGCGGGGUACCUCUGCUUCCUCCCACCUCGGGCAUAACCGCUGUCGCUUCUGCGACUUCGGACCGCCCGCGGGAGGACGGCAAGACGCACGAUUUCUGGCUGUCUUGAAUAGAGGCGGUCUGAAAAAUCGACACCGCCAGCCCUAUUUUUCUUGCCUCUUCCUGCCUGACGCGGUUUAGACUCUGCACAGGGGCAUAUGGACGCCACCUCCAUUGCCGGGAGCCACCUAACUUGCGGCAAACCCCGGUGAUGGAGUCAGGCAUCGUCUAGCUUUUUCUGCCUUGCCGGGGCUCUGGGUCACCCGGCAACUUGGGUGUGGGGGAGGAGCCUGAGGUGGCGUACGCUUAUUCUGCGGGCGCAGCGCACAAAAGAUUCAUCACAGAUACGGCAGAUCGCAUGGCCUGUAUCGGUCAGGCACGGCGACAGGAGUCCUAUCUUUUCUAUUGCCUCAUCAGAUUGCAUCUUUCUACACUUUGGCUCGAGGGAAAUGCCGAUCAGGAUGCGAGGAGAUAGAGAGCUGAGGGAGGCAAAGAAGUGUGUGUGGGCGAGGGAAGUCACCUCCCUGUUCUGGAUUUUUCACCUUGUUGUUUUUUUUGUUCCCAGGGUUUUUGGCCACUUACUUGUUCAGGAGUUUUGCGCCUCUUUUUUUCUUGUGCUCUCUUUUUCCCUCCUUCAUUUCCCUCUCUUCUUCCGUUUCCUCGGGCCCUCACUUGUCUGUCUCACCUUGUCAUUGUUUUUUUUUUUCUCUUUUCUGAUCCGACUUGGGAACCAAGUAUGGAUCUCAAUAUCUCUCACAAGCCAGACAUGUAGCUCAUGAUCACAUGCCUAAUGAAUCCAUGAUUUUCAUGAAAAAAAAAACAAU
Gaeumannomyces tritici R3-111a-1 is the source of this 3707-nucleotide messenger RNA. Its product is annotated as GTPase binding protein Rid1. Gene Ontology annotation, molecular function: small GTPase binding; actin binding. NCBI's taxonomy places the organism in Eukaryota, Fungi, Ascomycota, Sordariomycetes, Magnaporthales, Magnaporthaceae. The transcript is spliced from 2 exons. Bases 257 to 2953 code for a protein of 898 amino acids. The record is from RefSeq and is a predicted model, not a curated record. Gene Ontology annotation, biological process: actin cytoskeleton organization.